Molecule: messenger RNA, 3240 nt
Organism: Cyclospora cayetanensis
Lineage: Eukaryota; Apicomplexa; Conoidasida; Eucoccidiorida; Eimeriidae
Product: mediator of RNA polymerase II transcription subunit 15
Exons: 11
Coding region: 1-3240 (1079 amino acids)
Source: RefSeq, a predicted model, not a curated record
AUGCUGGCUGAAAGUUCGGAGCAGCAGCAGCAACAACAAGAGACGUGCUUGCGGGAACUCAGCGCUGCAGUUGCAGCUGCAGCUCAUCAAAAGGCUGCGGAGGCACUCUGUCUGCUGGCACCGAUGGGCUCCCAGCCAUGCAGCAGGCAGCAGCUGCAGCAAUCUCGGGGGGGAGCUCAGAGGAAUGUGGAGCCAAAGCAUGUGCUGCUACUGCUGCAACGCAUGGCAGAGGCGGACCCUACACGCUUCCAGGGCGUUGAGCUUCCCCAGAGCGGCGGAAAAUCCCUCAACAGUUUGCUGCACACUUUGGAGCAGCGGGGGAUCGUCCGUGUACAAGACGUGCUGAAAAACGCGUAUGAGCUCGCCAAGCAGCAGCAGCAACAGCAGCAACAGCAACAACAGCAACAGGAGCAGGUGCAGCAGCUCUCUCAGCAACAGCCACCAAAGUCAUCCGUGAAGCAGCAGCUGCUACAGCAACCGGAGCGUCAGCUGCCCUUAACGCAGCCCCAACAGGUGCAGCGGGUGGCGCAACACGACACAGCAGCAGCAGCAGCAAGUCUUACGCGACUUCCUACUCAGGCGACUGCUACUGCUACUCCUGGUUUUCCCGAUACACCGGAAAAUGCCGCCGCUGUACAGACGCAGUCACCCCUGCUGAUCGACCCGCAGACCAUCGCCAAAAUCGUCUCCUAUCCUCGGGAAAGGCAAGUAGACCUCAUUGCGCGACUGCUGCAGAAGCCUCGGGGUUCCCAGGUGGUGCAGCAGCUGCAGAUGGCUGGCCACGUCUCUGCCGACAUUUGUGCUGAGGCCAUAAGUAGCUGCAGUAACAUGCAGCAACAGCGACGGCAACAGCAGCAGCAACAGCAGCAGCAGCAAUUCCUGCAGCGACAGGUGCAGCAACAACAGUCUCUGCAGCAGCAACAACGGCUGCAGCAGGCGGGGUCCCAUGUACAGGUGCCACAAAGCCCUGCUGCAAAGCGUUUACGUGUGAUGAAUCCAAAUGAAGACAACAACACUAACAGCGGUGGUAGCAACAAUUUUUUGAUCAAGGCGGACUAUGGUACACAGGGAGAGAGGCGCUUCUUUAGGCCGCAGCUUCUGCGGCAGCGUCCAAAGUUUAUUACCGUUAUAAGGAAGCACUUGCCGAUGGCAGGAGAGGAAGAGCAGAAGCAGCAGCAGCAACAGCGGGGGUGGUCGUGGGUUCCUAACAGUCCCGCUACCGAGAUACUGCAGCAGCAGCAGAAGCUGCGUCAAUUGCUGAAGCAGCAGCUCCAGCAGCAGCACAUCCUGAGACCUCUGGCACCUUCUUCCGCUGCUCAGCCGCAGCAGCAGCCGCAAGCGAUGCCUCAUGAGCUUCAGCAGCACUUCACGCUGCGCCUGUACAUGAAGCGAAAGCUGCAGCAGACGCUCCGGCGCAUGGGCCUCUUAACGGGAAUGUCGCUCGUGGCUGCUGACGAGGGAGCCAUUGUCGAGAGGCUGCUCGACGCGAUACAGUUGAGGCUCAUGCUGCUCUCCCCUUGUCUACAGGCGAUAUCGUGUUACCGCGUCGAUCGCAUGUUCUCUCGGCUGCUGCAGUGCGGCAGCAGUAGCAGCAACGCAGGAGAGACAGCGGCAUCGGCACAUGGACACGUCAAAGAUGUUGCUGGAGGUGGAUUUGCUGAAGCAGCAACUACGACUUCGCCGCUUCAGGUGGACCAGAAGGAGCCGCAGCAGCACCAGGGAGCUACGGGCCUAAGGGCCAAGUCAAAUUAUGGCCUGUUAGCUGAGUUUUUACUACGGCGAGAAAGUGAUCAACAAAUUGCAGAGAGACUCCAUCGGCUCAACGAAGGCCGUCGCCGCGUGAAGCACCGACUCAAGGCUCGCAGCAUCGGGGGAGCGAACCAGACAGCCAAGACUGAUGAGGUCCUGCUGGCUGCUAACCAUGAAGCGUCCAUGCACAUUGCGGCAUCCGCUGCAUCCGCAGCAGGCGCAGCAGACGCUGCUGCGUCUGGGGUCGGUAGUGGCGGCUCCACAGGCUUCGGAGAAGUGCAGCAACACGCGCAGCAGGGAGCGCAUCCAGAGGAAGUGGCUGUCGAAAAAGCUCAAGAAUUUGCUGAGGUAGCCCACAGCCAGAGGCUGCUGCUGCUCCGUCUCACUGCUUUGGACUUUCGGGCGCUGUUGCAGGUUCCUGCUGCAGAAGCCUUGACGCCGCUUUCCUUCAGGACCCGUCUACUGCAGUUUUUGGAGCUGCUGCAUUUCGAUCUGCAGUCCGAACCUCCUCGGCUGCCUCUGGCUGCUGUGCGUCUUGCUGCUGCACCCGUCGCCGCCCCCCCCGUAACUCCACCCCCGCUGCAGCAACAGCAUUACCACCAGCAGUAUCAACAACAUCACCCGCAUCUCCACUCCUCUCCGACUCCCAACAAACCUCAAACCACGGUUCCUGUAGCUAAUGCUACAGCAGCAAGUGCCCCGCCCGCCGCUCCGCAGGCCCCUACAGCGGCAGCAACCGGCCUUGCGGCUGCUGCUGCAGCGGCUGCUCAGACUGCCAACGAUGGUGCAGCAAAGGGAAAAGAUACAGUCGCGGCUCCUGCCACAGGCUCUGCGGCUUCUGCUGCCACUCUACUUGAAGCAACUCCCGCAGCGGCAGCCGGCUCUGCUGGCGAUACCCAGCAGGCUGAAGGAGGCCCCUCAGGUGCCUUUCAAACAGAGACAAAGCGGAGGGGCGGAGGUGUGGCAACGAAGAAUCGCAACAGAAAAAAGGCGGCGGCUGCUGCCGCUGUUGCGGCCAUUGUCUUGGAAGCUGAAGAUAAGAAACGUGCUGCUAUGCUCCAGCAGCAGCACGACCAAUACAUGCAGCAGCACGGGGUGCCACCUCCCUUGCCACCCCCGCACUUGCUUGGGCAGCCGUUUGGCCUUCAUACACCAGAGCAGCUCCUGCAGCAGCAGCAACAGCAACAGGAGCAGCUGCACCAGCUGCAGCAGCACUUGCUGCGUGGAUGUAGCGCCAGUACCCACGCGCUGCAUCAGCACCAGCUGCAGCAGCAGCGUACAGCUGAAGAGGCUCAGCGGCACCGUGCUGCUACUGCAGCGGCCAGUGUUGCUACUCCAGCGCAGCAUCAGAUGCGCGUUGGUGCGCAAGCAGGCUCGAGAGACAAACGACACCGAGACUCGCUGCCAAGGGUUGCUGACGCGAUUGAAGGAGGCGCCGGAAAGGUCUCAGAGCUUCUUAUCCCUGAGGUUGACGAAGAAGACUUCUUAUAG